This is a messenger RNA of Acanthopagrus latus (yellowfin seabream), 2192 nucleotides long. RefSeq names its product phosphorylase kinase, gamma 2 (testis) (gene phkg2). Gene Ontology annotation, cellular component: phosphorylase kinase complex. Gene Ontology annotation, biological process: glycogen biosynthetic process; protein phosphorylation. Lineage: Eukaryota; Metazoa; Chordata; Actinopteri; Spariformes; Sparidae. The record is from RefSeq and is a predicted model, not a curated record. Gene Ontology annotation, molecular function: ATP binding; calmodulin binding; phosphorylase kinase activity. The transcript is spliced from 10 exons. Bases 256 to 1428 code for a protein of 390 amino acids.
CACACUCUGUAAUAAUCAUGCAGGCUACAGGCAGCUUCGAGGAAUGUGACCAGAAUGUAAACAGUGCUCGGAUGCUAGCUGACGGUUGUUAACAUUAUAGGUAGCUAACGUUGAUAUUGUUGUCGUUUACACACGUAAAGUGAUGGCUUCCUGAAAGAUUCCUCGAGCUGAGAUGGCAUUAUUAUAGAAUACUUGGUCGUCUCCCUCUCCCUCUUGUCUUUUGAUUUCUGCUUUCAUGAUUAAUACACUGUCAUCAUGACCAAAGACAUCGUCGUUGGAGAUGAACUACCAGACUGGGUGGGGGCUAAGGAGUUUUACCAGAAGUAUGAUCCCAAGGAGGUGAUUGGCAGGGGGGUGAGCAGUGUGGUUCGCAGGUGUGUGCACAGGCACACAGGUCAGGAGCUGGCAGUGAAGAUCAUUGAGAUCACAGCGGAGAAGAUGACCGCUCAGCAGCUGGAGGAGGUGAAGACGUCCACGCUGAAGGAGAUCCAAGUCCUCAACAUGGUGAAGGGACAUUCCUCAAUCAUUACUCUCAUUGAUUCCUAUGAGUCCACGACUUUCAUAUUUUUGGUGUUUGACCUCAUGAGACGUGGAGAGCUGUUUGACUACCUCACAGAAAAAGUUACCUUGAAUGAGAAGGAAACCAGGAGUAUGGUGCGAGCUCUCCUGGAGGCUGUGCAGUACCUCCACUCCCUCAACAUCGUCCACCGGGACUUGAAACCUGAGAAUAUUCUCCUCGAUGAUCAGGGACACAUCAAACUAUCUGACUUUGGUUUCUCAGUGCAGCUACAGCCUGGAGACAAACUUCGAGAGCUUUGUGGGACGCCUGGUUAUUUGGCCCCUGAAAUACUGAAAUGUUCGAUGGAUGAAAUGCACCCAGGAUAUGGCCAAGAAGUCGAUCUCUGGGCAUGCGGAGUGAUCCUUUUCACCCUGCUGGCCGGCUCUCCACCAUUCUGGCAUCGCAAGCAGAUGCUGAUGCUGAGGAUGAUCAUGGAGGGUCGCUAUCAGUUCAGCUCCCCAGAGUGGGACGACCGGUCUGACACUGUGAAAGACCUGAUAUCCAAGCUGCUGGUGGUGGACCCAGCUGUCCGUCUCACUGCUGAGCAAGCCUUGGCACAUCCCUUCUUCAGACUGUACCAGAAGGAGGAUGUGCGCCUCUUCAGUCCCAGAAAGACAUUUAGGGUGCUGAUAGUCACCGUGUUGGCCUGCAUCAGGAUGUACAGCCGUUACCGCAGGGCUCGCCCGCUGACUCGGGAGGUGCUGGCCAGAGAUCCCUACUCCCUCCGCGGAGUCCGCAAACUCAUCGACGGCUGCGCCUUCCGCAUCUACGGUCACUGGGUGAAGAAAGGGGAGCAGCAGAACCGAGCCGCACUCUUCCAGAACACUGCUAAGAUCAUGCUGCUGGGCCUGGAGGACUUUGAAACGUAAAAGGUCAACCUCAUUCCUAACCAUAAUGGAUUUUUUUUUUUUUUUUUUUUCCAUUUGAUAAUCUGCAUGUGUUGUCAUGUUUGUCCUGUCACAUUGUUUGUGUUUUAAUUUUAAGAUGUGGAAAUCAGGGACCAGGAUGUUUGUAUGCCUUAAUGUGCACCAUGGCUCUGCAAGUUAAAGAUCAGCAUGCACAACUUACCGUUCCUUAUCUGCCCUUUAAUCAAAACCUGUGGCUGUCUUGAGACCCAUCUUGUCAGGUCAUCGCGUUUGCAGUGCCAGUUUGCAGUAGAGGAAAUAUUGCACAAUUGUUUGAUAAAAUAAGUCACUUAAAAGUACUUUAUGUAUAUUUAGCAUUUUACUUGGCGAUCACCUGGUAUAACUGAGGUGUGUCUAAGCACUGUGUGACUGAAAUGACCAUUAAAGCACUGUGAUGAUUAUCUAUAGACUAAUUAUAGAUUCUAAAGACGCUCAGAUUUAUUGGAUGGAUUUUGGUAGAGAAUAUUUAGCUGUCCUGCAUGCAAACAUUCCUCAGUUAGUAGGAAAAUCGCGUCCCCUAACUGUGAAGACCAUCUGUGGCUGAAUUUUGUGUUAAAAUCUAACCAACACCAUUCCCUACUGGGUUCGUUGUUCAGUUUUAAUUUGUGGCACUUUUUCAUGAAAGUGCCUGCCUGAAAAAUGUGCAGUAAUCAUACAAAUGCAGAUAUGAAUUGUACUGUAUACAAAGGUUUUAUUGACAAUAAAACUAAACUUUGAGUUUGAAUUGA